Neltuma alba is the source of this 1159-nucleotide messenger RNA. RefSeq names its product cyclic dof factor 3-like. Gene Ontology annotation, molecular function: DNA-binding transcription factor activity; DNA binding. The coding region runs from base 152 to 1159 and encodes 335 amino acids. The transcript is spliced from 2 exons. Gene Ontology annotation, biological process: regulation of DNA-templated transcription. Lineage: Eukaryota; Viridiplantae; Streptophyta; Magnoliopsida; Fabales; Fabaceae. The record is from RefSeq and is a predicted model, not a curated record.
ACUCAUCUGGUUCCCCGAUAUUAAAAAGAGCCUCCUUUUUACGCCCCGCCUGAUCGCUCUUUCGGCUUCUUCCUCUGUAUGGGCGUUGCAGCUCAACGUCCCACCCUCGAAACACCAACCUCCCUGCCUCUCCUGACUGCUGAUACCAGAUAUGUCGGCCAAUCAUCCCGGUUUUAUACUCUUCGGCCAAAAGAUGUCCUCCUCGUCGGGAUCUCCUCCUCCGGCUGCCCCUUCUCUGAUUCCAUCUAACUCUCCUCCCGAGCAUGAUUGGAGUAGCUCAAACAAAGCAGAAGUGGGAACGCCUUCUACCGAAAGCUCCGAACACCAAAAUGUGCAGAAAAAUGAGCCAACGAAGAUAAGCAGUUCAGAAGAAUUUAAAAUGAUGAAGAAACCAGACAAGAUUCAACAGUGUCCACGAUGCAACAGUAUGGAUACAAAGUUCUGUUAUUUCAAUAACUACAACGUGAAUCAACCUCGACAUUUCUGCAAGAGCUGCCACAGAUAUUGGACUGCCGGCGGAGCAAUGAGAAAUGUCCCAGUUGGUGCUGGAAGACGAAGGAACAGGCAACUGUCCUCGCCAUACCAUCGCCACACUACAGUAUCCUCCGAAGGCAUUCCAGUUGCAAACUCAAAGACAGACUCAUCUUCUCACCAGUGUUUCUCAACUCUUGAAUCCUCAUCUGCUUUCAAGUCAGCACCCCCAGAUAAUACUAGUACCGUGUUGAGAUUUGGUCCAGAUGCCCCUGUUUCUGAUUCUGGGAGUUCAAUUCUCAAUCUUGGAAAUUGGGAGGAGGCAUCCGGGUGUGGAUCUUCUGUGACCAAUGCGAGUGGGGCAGGGGGAAAUGAAGUAUCAGAACUUGCUAUGCAAUGGAACAGAAAUGUGUCCAAUCUGAUGAAUACAUCAAAUGGUGUGCGAUGUUAUCCUGCGGCUCCAUGGGUGUUUCCGGCGCAGUGGCAUGCUGAGAAUAAGAUUGGGUCACCUAACAUUCCUGUGCAAUUUGUGGCAGCUCCAUGUUGGAGUAAUGGGGCUAUCUUUUCUGCGGGAGGAACAGGAACGGGAACAGUUUCAAUUGGCUCUAAUGGCUGCCUCUCCUCCUCAUCCUCUACCAGUAAUGGCCAUUGCUCAGGCAAUGGCUCCCCAGCCCUUGGAAAACACUGA